CCUCCAGUGGAGAAUGUUUCGCUUGAUGAAAGUCAGGCAAUUGUACUGACCUGUGGUGUGGACGACAUGCCCCAAACUGUCAUAUUCUGGCGCUACCCACACACCGUCUACAAUUCCAGCAGACGAGUGGUUGUCACGGAGAUGGACAACGGUCGGACAUCAUCUCUGAGCAUUCAUCAAGCAGUCAGUGCAGACAGUGGUGUGUACAUAUGCAUCGCCAAGAACAGCACUGGACAAAUCGAGCACCGUGUCUCUGUUAUCGUCAGCCCAACUACGGUGAAGGUCGGCCAGAACGUAUCAAUAGCUUGCUCUGUGAACUCCACGUUGCCUGGCCAGAGAGCAGUGUGGAGUGUUGUCAGAGGUUUGGCUGCUGACUCUAACAUCACUCUCAAUAAGCGUUACACACGGCAUGGAUCGCACUUGACGAUCAGUCGUCUUGAAUUGUCUGACAGCGGACGGUUCCUGUGUCGGCUAGUUGAUGGCAAUGAUACAGAGUUGUCUAUGCGGGAAGUCACCCUUCUAGUCCUGGGCGCACCUGUCAUCAAACCGUCCCGAGCUGAUUUGAGCUUCAUAAUCACAGCACACGACAAUAAUGAGACAGUUCUUCUGGAUGUGAUCCUUGAAAGCUCAACUCCAGUGUCGGUGGUUUGGAAAAGGAAUGGUGUGGUUUUGGCGGACACUGUCCAUGCCAGACAGUUGUCUAACCAUUCAUUCCUGAUCUGUCGUGUCCUGUCCCGUGACCAUGGAAACUACACAGUCUUGGCCAUAAACGACUAUGGAUCGGCCUUCUUCUUCAGUAAUGCUACGACCACACGUAUUGCUACUACCGUUCCUUCCACUGCUGGUCCCACCCCUGCUCCCACCCCUGCUUCCACCCCUGUUCACACCACUGCUCCCAACGACUCGUCCACAUUCCCUCCAUCUUCGACUGACUCGGCAGUUGGCGGCACAACUCGCACUAUCAUCAUUGCCAUCACGAUCAGUGUACUGGUGCUAUGUGCGGUGGCUGCCAUGGCUUUCAUCUGCCGCAGGCGCCGUCGCUCCGAGAUCUUGAACAUGAAAGAGGAAAGGCUAGGACCCAGCCCGUCCAAUUGGCAAGCUUUGUUAGAGCACGCACAUGCUACUAACCGUGAUGAGAUGUCAAAUGUCACACCCCUCUCUAGCCUGCCGCCGUAUGCCAAUACGAUAUUGGAGUGAAAUAAAAUAAGAUAAAAGUGGCAUUUUAAAGCUUCCAGCCUUCCAUUCCUGCCGGAAGCAGAGGUUUAUUAUCAAGGGGUCACGGCAGGCGACAGUGUUCAAAUGCUAUUUCCCCCGGUUGUAUUCUGCAUUCCGAUUUAUUUGAUUGGUGUUGCAGCGACUUUCAUAUGACUCUAUGAGUCUAGUCUUUCAAGUUAAUAUCAUGACCUACCAGCAGUAUACAUGACGAUUGUAUACUUUUUGCUAGAGAAAAGUGUUAAUAUUUCUUUUCUUUUUAAUGUACUAUAUACAGUACGUAUCGCCUAUAAUG
Molecule: messenger RNA, 1507 nt
Organism: Sycon ciliatum
Lineage: Eukaryota; Metazoa; Porifera; Calcarea; Leucosolenida; Sycettidae
Product: basement membrane-specific heparan sulfate proteoglycan core protein-like
Exons: 6
Coding region: 67-1197 (376 amino acids)
Biological process (GO): homophilic cell-cell adhesion; axon guidance; dendrite self-avoidance
Cellular component (GO): plasma membrane; axon
Molecular function (GO): cell-cell adhesion mediator activity
Source: RefSeq, a predicted model, not a curated record